CCGGAAGUUCUGCUAUCCAUGUGGUCACAGCAAAAUGGUGAAGCACAAGAAAAAGUUUGAGAGUGGUGCAGCUACGGCAUAUGUGUCUAGAAACCGGGCACUGAAAAAAUUACAGCUGUCAUUACCAGAUUUUAGGCGACUAUGCAUCUUAAAGGGCAUUUACCCCCAUGAACCCAGGCAUAAGAAGAAGGUGGGGAAGGGCAGCACAGCCCCUAAAACCUACUAUUUUUACAAGGACAUACAGUUCAUGGCACAUGAACCUAUCAUACAAAAGUUUAGAGCAUUUAAGAUUUUUGUCAGAAAACUGAAGAAGGCUCUUGCUAAAAAUGAAUCUGAUAAAGCAAUGCGCCUUAGAAACAACAAGCCCAAAUAUCAGCUGGACCAUAUUAUCAAAGAAAGGUACCCUACCUUCAUUGAUGCUAUACGAGACUUAGAAGACUGCCUGUCUAUGUCAUUUUUGUUCUCAACUUUUCCUAAGACUAGAAAGACUCACUCAGAAAUCAUACACUUGUGUCGCAGACUAACAGUGGAGUUCAUGCAUUAUGUUAUUGCUUCUAAGUCAUUGAGAAAGGUAUUCAUUUCCAUCAAAGGAAUAUAUUUUCAAGUGGAGAUUUUGGGUCAAACAAUAACUUGGGUUAUUCCUCACAAAUAUGGUUAUGAUCACCCUGAAGACGUAGACUACAAAAUCAUGGCCACCUUUGUGGAAUUUUACACCACAAUGCUUGGUUUCAUCAACUUCAAAUUGUACAAUUCCCUUAAUUUGCAUUACCCUCCAAAGCUUUCAUUAGAAACUGAGCCAGUUACAAGUGAAGAAAAAGAUGCAUGUUCCGAGGCUGAGAGACUGGAGGAGAGAUUGGCAGCUAUGACCCAGACGCUGAAGUCAGUGGUUGAUGACAGCCAGGAAGAGGAGGUGGAGAUGGAUGAGUUUCCAGCUUCACAGUCAGAUGAUCCAGAUAUUAUAGAGCAGGCAAAGGUGGAGCAAGAAAAGCUGAAAAAAUUUCAAAAUCUAUUCAAAGGCUUAAAGUUCUUUCUAAAUAGGGAAGUUCCAAGAGAAACACUUGUCUUUGUUAUAAGGUCAUUUGGAGGUGAAGUGUCCUGGGACAAAACUGUGGCAGUUGGUGCUACCUACUCUGAGACAGAUGAGACAAUAACUCACCAGAUUGUGGACAGACCAAAUGUUGCAAAGCAGUACUUAUCUAGGUAUUAUGUUCAGCCCCAGUGGUUAUUUGACUGUGUGAAUGCCAGGAAGUUGCUUCCUGUGGAGGAUUAUUUCCUGGGAGCUAUACUGCCACCACACCUGUCUCCUUUUGUGGAAGAGGGAGAGGACGAUUAUGUGCCGCCAGAAAGGCUUGAGGCACUGGAAGAAGAUUCAGGUGUCAAUGAAGAUUCAGAGGAAGAGGAUGUAGAGGAAAAUGAUAAUGAGGGAGGAGACGAAUCAGACGAGGAUGUUGAUGAAGAGGAGGAAGAGGAAGAAGAUAGUGAUGUGGAGGAGGAUGAGGAUAGUGAGGAGGAAGAUGCUGCUUUAAGAAAGCAAAAGAAAAGGAAGUUGCAUGAUGUAGAAAUAGACCAUAUGAAGAGAAAGAAACGAGAAAUGAAGGUCUUGAAUAUGUCUGUAGAAGCAGGAACUGUUGAGACAGAUGAUGUGGAGAAAAAACUAAAAAAACAGACAGACGAGGAAAGAAAACUGUCAGAAAUGAUGAUUCCUAAGAAAAAACGCAGACUUUACAACAAAAUAAUGUAUUCUAAGAAAAAGAAAGCACAGGAGGUCAACAAGUUGAAACAGAAACGUGAGGCAUAUGAUAAAGCUCAAAAAGCAGAGAAAAAGAAGAAGAGAAAAGUUGCUGCAUGAUUCACAAAUUAAAGUCCGGGGAUGCCUUGUUCCAAUUUAUGAGACUGAAAAUAUUGGAGAGUGAUUGUUUUGUAGGCCUGCAACUAAAGAAAUUUCAUGUAUCCCCAUUGGUAUUCAUGUAUCCAUGGAAUUAUCUUUUUAAGUGUAAAUCUUAAAUGAAAGGACUGUCAUAUGGUUCGCAAAAUCAUUACAUUAUCCUAUGGUGUCGUAAAAGCAAAUGAUUACGAUUUCGUUCAAAGAAUAGGGAAACAGAGGAGAGACCAAUCCAAAUGGUUCAACGUAUGUGAAACUGUGAUGCUGAAAAGAAAAUAGUUUUAAGUUUUCAUGAAGACAUAAAAUUAUAUUGAACAAAUGUGUAGAACUACUCAAACCUUACAUGUUCUUUGCGUCAUGUUGAAUAUUACAGAAAAUGUCAUUUAUGUUAUCAGGAAGAAAGAUUGCAAGGGAGCUUGCGAUUGGUGUACACAUUAACAUUUUCACAUCAUUUAGUCAUGCAUGUAUAUAUGGGAAUCUGAAUAAAUCGAUAUCCUCUUAC
This is a messenger RNA of Lingula anatina, 2384 nucleotides long. RefSeq names its product pescadillo homolog. Gene Ontology annotation, biological process: ribosome biogenesis; maturation of LSU-rRNA from tricistronic rRNA transcript (SSU-rRNA, 5.8S rRNA, LSU-rRNA). Gene Ontology annotation, molecular function: RNA binding. Gene Ontology annotation, cellular component: nucleolus; PeBoW complex. NCBI's taxonomy places the organism in Eukaryota, Metazoa, Brachiopoda, Lingulata, Lingulida, Lingulidae. The record is from RefSeq and is a predicted model, not a curated record.